AUGAUUACCUCUGUGCCUCUCAAUGCGGGCCGCCGACGCGUAUUCGGCUCCGUCUUUUCCCCCGCGUCACUGCAAGCUCGGCCACCCUUCGAAUCUAGCUCUAAUCCCGAUCAAACGCAACUCGCUUCAUUCCAAUCCACGGCUUCGUCCUCAACAGUGAGAACGGCCUCUCUGGCCUCGCCUCAGCACGAACACCACCCCGAUGCGUCGCGGGAUAGAGAGAUAUGGAACCGGGCCUGGUCUGCAGCAACCGCCUUUUUGGCCGUCCCGAACCAGGGAUUCGCCCCGAUUUUCGAUGCACGACAGACUGAUGGAAGUGAGGCGCUGAAGGGUUGGAAUCGUCUGAGCCCUCCGUCUAAGGAGACUGCGGAGGCACUGUCAUAUCUGGCGGCGACGAUCCAGCAGGGCAACACCGGAUAUGGAGUGACUGGUUCGAAGAAUCUGAUCGACUGGUACGGUGACGAGAUACGGCGGCACUUCCUGGUCAAUCUUCGGAGUGGUCUACAUGAGCUCUUGAAAACCCCGGGGAAAGAAGGUCUCUUGCGGACAAUUGUGGACUGCUUGCAGCUUGCUCGUCGCAUCUACCUCGCUCCCGUCGUCCACUACCUAUUGCCUCUACUUCAAGCGCCGGAACAAGGACUAGUCCUGACACAGUUGCAACGUGGAUUCCAUACGGUGGUCUCUUAUUCAUUGCCCUGGUCAAAAAUAUCACCGCUUUUGGGCGGGGAGCUGGCACAGGAUGCACUGAUCAUCUUGGGUAUCGACACCUUACUUGAAGCUCCGGCUGGAUCCCAAGUCGAAGAUGGAUGUGGCGAGGAUGAGAUGGAAGUCGAUCGACAGUACUCAGUCUCGUAUGAAGACUGGAAGAAUGAGGACUCGGAGACGCGUGCUCAUCUGAUGACCGAGGGUGAGCAUGACCAAGUUACCAUGGCUCGGGAUCGGCUUCUCGCUUUUCUCAACGGGCUGCAGCAUGUCGGGCUUGGCGGGGACAAAGCUCAAAAAGUUUUCGCCAGCGUGAUGAAUAUCAUGAUGACUGAGUUUGUCCGCGCCGCCUACACGGGUCAAUGGGAGGCGCCUUCAUCAGUGCCACAACAUUUACGCCAUUGGAUUGAAAAUGUCUUUGCUCGACUGGCUGUACAGGUUCUGACGAUCAUACACGCACCUCACUCUGGAGGUCAACCUUCCAGCCCUCUGGAUGUCAGCUUUGGCGACGUGGAAAAGUGGCAGGAGAUGGGCAUCGCUCGCUUAGGCGCUCUUCGCACCAGCGAGCUCUUCGAUGUUAUCGUUGACUGGCCCGAGAGCAGCGGUGCUGUAGAAGACCUGCGACAUUUCACCACCCAUCCUGCCGCUCGAGCUCAUGUCACACAGUCGUUUAUUACAAUUUUAAACCAGCGACUGUUACACCCCGGAGCCUCGACCGUGGAGAUUCUCCAGCUGUACAUCUCUAUUAUUCGAGCUUUCCACCUGCUAGACCCAAAAGGUGUUCUCUUGGAUCGUAUCGCUCGGCCGAUUCGGCGGUAUCUACGAGACAGAGAUGACACUAUCAAGGUCAUUGUUAGCGGGCUCCUGGCCGAGCCAGCGGCGACUAGCGCGAGGACCCCGUCACACGCCAAUGAGACCCUUGUUGAGCUGUCGACCGAGUUAUCCAAGGCCCAUCAGCUCUCCAUGGAAACAAAUACCAGUGAAUUAGACUGGGAUGAUAUGAACUGGAUGCCUGACCCCGUCGACGCAGCACCAGACUAUCGCAAAUCAAAGAGCUCCGACGUCAUCGAUAGCCUAGUCAGCUUAUUCGACUCCAAGGAGACAUUCGUCAAGGAACUCCAAACCCUCCUCAGCGACCGCCUUAUUCAAAAGCGCGAGAAUUACGAUCAAGAAAUAUCAGUCCUCGAGUUGCUUAAGGUGCGCUUUGGGGACUCUGCGCUGCAAGCCUGCGAGGUUAUGCUCCGCGAUAUCUCAGAUUCUGGUCGCGUCGACGAGGUUAUUCGCAAAGACCAAGGCCUAAUCAGACCACCUACUCGCUUGUUUAACAAGCGACCGCCAGAACGACCCGUCCCAGACAUUCAUGCAAAGAUUCUUUCGCGUUUCUUCUGGCCCGAAAUCCAGGACCAAGAGUUCAAAAUCCCUGACGAAAUCGCAUCUCUACAGCGUCGCUAUGCCAACGGCUUCGAAGCACUCAAAGCCUCUCGCAAACUCACCUGGCGAAACGGGCUAGGCCAGGUCCUGGUUGAACUACAACUACGCGACCGCACAUUCUCCGAAGAAGUUACUACCUGGCAAGCAACCGUCAUCCACGCCUUCCACUCCGACCACGACGAAGGCGCCACCCGAACCAUCCCCUAUCUAGCCGAACAGCUAGAAAUGACACCCACCCUCGUCCGCUCCGCCUGCCUAUUCUGGGUAAGCAAGCGUAUCCUCACCGAAUCCUCACGCGACGAGUUCAGCGUCCUAGAAUACCUCCCCUCCGACGACGAAGACGAAUUCGGCGUCCACGGUGCCGACGGCGGCGAUGCAGACAUGCAAUCCGCAGAUGCAUCCAAUGCAGCCGCCGCCGCCGAAGCUGCGGCUGCGGCUGCAGCUAAAGAAUCCGCAGAAGCGGCGGCUAUGGAGAAGAUGAACCUUUAUUGGCAGUUCAUCGUCGGCAUGCUGACGAAUCAGGGCGCGAUGCCCCUGCAGCGGAUUGUUAUGAUGUUGAAGAUUGUGGUGCCCGGUGGGUUCCCGUUUAGCAAUGAGGAGCUGAGGGAGUUUUUGGCCGGCAUGGUUUCUGGGGGGAAAUUGGAGAUCGUCAGUGGUGGGAAUUAUAAGCUUGUGCAUUGA
Molecule: messenger RNA, 2814 nt
Organism: Penicillium brasilianum
Lineage: Eukaryota; Fungi; Ascomycota; Eurotiomycetes; Eurotiales; Aspergillaceae
Source: the annotation of a GenBank genome assembly